AUGCUGAGACGGAAACCAACAACAGUCGCCCUCACCAUCGAGGAGGUUAAAGACUACGAGAGACGCAGUAGCUAUAGACGUUAUGUCCGAUCUGAACAACAAGCCUGGGAUGAUGUGUUUCAAGAGGGAGGCUUGGGAGACUCAUCAGGAGCGGACAAGGUCACUGAGAAACGCGAGCAUGCGAGGCCUGCCAAAUCCGUCGUGACACAGUUCUCACCGUUGUCAACAUACAGGGAGCCCAUCGCUGGACCUGCUGCACGGUCUGAAGCGGAGGGCCGGAAUGCCGGAGACAGGAUCCAAAGCCGGGCUGCGACUCCCUCACUGUCAAGGCCUCGCAACAACACGAUGGAAGAGUCGUCUGAUACUGAACCGGAAAUGACAAUCCCUCAACGGCCUCUUGCGCGUCCGCCUCGAAGGCCACCCCGUCCACUAUUGUUGCCAACCCCAGCUGGAAUAGGAGUUCCGUUGAGGUAUCCACUGCCACCGCCGGGAUACAGCCAGGACGGAGCAGGGCAGGACCAGAACCCAGAUGAGACGGGCGCACCGGCAUCCGGCUUCCCGACUUGGAGGCAUGGAUGGGAACAGGCCCGGGCAAGACGGAGCUCGGGAGACACUCCACUGCCCAGCAGCGCUCCAGCAACACCGGAUCGGGCUUUCUCCAGGGCCCUGGAUCGUACUGCAGCCACCCCGGCACCCUCGGUCAGUGACAAGAAGCAUACUACUCAGGAAAGUCUGUAUCGACGCUGA
This is a messenger RNA of Thyridium curvatum, 747 nucleotides long. RefSeq lists its product as uncharacterized. The transcript has a single exon. The record is from RefSeq and is a predicted model, not a curated record. NCBI's taxonomy places the organism in Eukaryota, Fungi, Ascomycota, Sordariomycetes, Thyridiales, Thyridiaceae. Gene Ontology annotation, cellular component: anaphase-promoting complex. Bases 1 to 747 code for a protein of 248 amino acids. Gene Ontology annotation, biological process: anaphase-promoting complex-dependent catabolic process.